Messenger RNA from Diaporthe citri, 3018 nucleotides. RefSeq lists its product as uncharacterized. The transcript has 2 exons. Lineage: Eukaryota; Fungi; Ascomycota; Sordariomycetes; Diaporthales; Diaporthaceae. Gene Ontology annotation, cellular component: SAGA complex. The record is from RefSeq and is a predicted model, not a curated record. Gene Ontology annotation, molecular function: transcription coregulator activity. Gene Ontology annotation, biological process: regulation of transcription by RNA polymerase II. The coding region runs from base 1 to 3018 and encodes 1005 amino acids.
AUGGCUCCCAGCACGACUCCCAUUCCUCCACCCAUCAUUCCUCCCCAUCCAAAAACGAAGCGCCCGAUCCCUGCCGGCAUCCAGACAAAUGGCGCGCCGUCUUCAUCCUCUCCCUCACCUUCCAUGUCGGCAAAGAAACCACCCAACAGCGCUAAACAAGUCCCCAACUCUGCCUCGACAAAUGGUGGCACCGUCACCGUCGCCCGGCCACCAAAUCGCAUACGGCAAGAGAUCACUGCUCAACCUAAUGGGACCGUCCGCGCGGGCACGAAUGGCGCCACUCAGCCCGUCUCUACCGGUGCGGCCGAUCCAGCCAUGAUACCGGUGGUCGUGAAGCAGCCUCCAUCCCGACUAUACAUCCUGAAGAAGUAUUACGGAAACCCGCCGUCGCUCAUCGUCCAUCUCUAUCCGAAUCAUUUCAAAUUCGAUGCCCAGGAUGACUAUUUUCUCUAUUCGUCGCCAAUGAAAGCCUUUCUCGACCAUCUCAAAACGCGAACCAUUCCACAUGAUAUGCUCGCCGACUUGACGGAGGCGGGAGUACCCUUCUACGAGGGUUGUCUGAUCGUGGAGGUUCACGACCACAGGAGCGUAGCAGCUGAGAAGGAAGAUGCCGCAAAGAAUGCUCCUGCAAAGAAACCUGACGUACCGACCUCGGUUCACAAGAACAAUCCUUAUAUCACACCAUCGCCAAACAAGCCAUUUCAGAGGGAUCCUUUGACUACCAUUAACGGCCAAGCUAAAAGUCCGGAGGUUGACUCUAAAGGCAAAUCAGCGGGUUCCGCCGAUCAAGGAAACAGGCAACUGUCCAAUUCGCCGCAGAGUCAGAAGAGCAAGGCUCCCCCGAAACGGAAAAUAACCACUCUCGUCCUGUAUCCCACGCACCAGAGCCGGCAAGCAGACCUUGCGAUAAGGGCAUGUAAUCCUCGCGGCUCUAGCGAUGGCCGGCAAGACGUACCGGGUGGUGGCAUGGCCCCUCCAACCCCCUCAGCGCUCGUUCCGCCCACACCUACAGGCUCAAGCAUGCCACCUCCAGCCAAGAAAGCCAAGCGCGAGCGCAUGGAGCUCGACAAUAGCAAUAUCUACGCGGCCGAAGGCGCAAUGCUGCUUGCCACUGUGGCACCCCUGGAUCUGGAGCCGAGCAAGGACGUAGAAACCACAAUCCGCAAACUCGAGGAACAGGCCAUGCUUCAUGCACAUCGCUUUCAGCCGCCUCCGCAACCGAAGACUAGGAAGCGUACGGUUGCCGAAAUGGCCGCGGAUGAGGCCCAGGCGGCUGAGAAUGAGAGAUUCCUGCUUACACUGGACGAGAAGAUCACGCAAGGCAGCAGCUCAGUUCCUGGUGGCGAUGGACAGCAACAAGUCGCGCCUUUCAAUCUUACCUUUGACCGCUUUAAGAAGAUCGAGGACAUUAAAAAGGAGCACGCGGAAAGGGCCAAGCAAGAGAAACUCAAGCGGGAGGAAAACGAGCGCAGGCUUGCCGAGCAGAAGGUUCAAGCGCAGGCCCAACAGCAGCAGCAGCAGCAGCAGCAAGCAGCAGAACAAGAGAGGCUUCGGCAGGAGCAGGCCGCCGCCACUCAGAGGGCGCAACAAGAGGAGAUGCGAAGGAAAAUGCAAGCGCAACAGGCGCAACAGGCGCAACAAGCACGGGAGAGGCACGCCCAGGCUCAAGCACAAGCUCAGGCUCAGGCGGCAGCCCAGGCUCAGGCGCAGGCUCAGGCGCAAGCACAAGCUCAGGCGCAGGCACAGGCACAGCAAAACCAAGGCGGUGGAGCGAUGCAUCAGAAUGCACAUGGGCAUCCCGCUCAGGGCGGACAGCUGCCCAAUGGAGUCUCGGUGUCAGCUCCGAACGGCAUGCCGAUGGCGCAGGCGCGCUUCCACGGCCAAGUCUCGCAGCCUCAGGUAUCUUCUCCAGUUGUCCAGCAGAAUACCCCUCAGAAUAUGUCAUCACCCAUGGUCGGUGGUGUUGCCAUGCAGACGUCUGGGUCCAACAUGGGAGGCAGCCCAGCAAGGCCGUCAUCCGUCGUUCAAAACCAGCCCCCAAUGUCCACGCCCAUGGCGGUCAGCAUGUCUGCCAGAGGUAGCCAGCAAAGCCAUCCUUCUGGCACACCACGUAUGCACAGCGCGACUCCGAACAUGGCUCAAGCAACCCCGAUCAGCCGGGCUCAACAGAUGGCCCACACUCCGCGCAUGUCUCAGACCAGCCCGCCCCCAGGCAUGAUGGCUCCUCACCUCAACCAGUCGAUGAUGAUGAACAGCCCAGGGAUGGCCAACAUGCCGCAGAACGCGAACCCAAUGGCACAAGCUCAAUUGCUGGCCCAGCAACAACGCCAGUACCAGCAAGCACAAAACAUGAACGCAGCCAUGAUGCAGAACAAUAUGAUGAACGGCGGUGCCCCGCAGAAUGCGCAGCAAUUGAUGCAGGCGCGAUUCAUCCAACAGCAGCAGCAGAUGAUGCGUACAAAGAUGCAGAACGCACAGCAGCCUGGCAUGCAAAUGGGCCAGCAGCGGAUGAUGCAGGCCAACAUGGGAAUGCCGAACGGAGCACAAAUGCGUCCAGGCCAGAACAUGGUCAACAUGGGGGGCCAGAUGUUCCCGCAAUCAAUGCAGCAAAUGCAGCAACUGCAACUACAACAGCAGAUGCAGCAGAUGCAACAGCAACAGCAACAGCAACAGCAGGGUCACCCGCAGCAGAUGCAGCAGAACCACAUGAUGGGGGCAGCUGGACAGCAGGCUCAACUACAGCAGCGAAUAGCUAUGCAAACGCAGCAGCAGAUUUCGAUGCUGAGUACCAAGUUGUACCAGGAGAACCUGCCGAACUGGUUAUCGCAGCAACAACUUACGCAAGAGACCUGCCCACCCGACUUACUGCAGAAGUUUAAGAUGCAAUGUUUGGGCUCGGCCAGGCAGAAAAUCCUGCAGUUGAGGCAGCAACAGCAGCAUCAGCAACAGCAACAGGCAUUGGCCAUGCAGCAGCAGCAAGCCAUGCAGCAGCAGGGGAUGAUGCCCCAGGGCAUGUAG